UAAUGUAAUUAUCACAAUAUGUAAAUAUUGUUUCUGCGAUGACGGCAUUUACUCAGUUUGGUGUGAGAUAUCCGACAGAAGACGUGAAAAAUUGCGCAGCUCCACAGUAUGAUUGUGAUGUGUGUACCGAUGGUUGGCUAAAUGGCAUGGUGUGUGAUGAUCCAGUUGAUGUAUUUGCUGAGAAUAAAGGAUUGUAACGAUUGAUCGCGAUUCAUAUUGCGCAAGGUAACAACCAUCGAGCAAUGUGGUUUGCGAGUUUCCUGUGGCUGCUGUUGUGUUACUCGCAGUACGGGAGAGGCACCCUCUUAGAGGACUACGAGGAAAUCACCAGAAACAUGCUGUCGCCGCCAGAGGACAAGUACUCCAAGGCCCUGCCUGUGGAGAUAGGCAAGGAUAAGGAGUCGGGGUGCCUGUGCAGAGCGACCAAAGGUAGAAAGACGAUUGUGUGCUUCGGGAAUUACGAGUGCAAGAAGUUUCCAAAGCUUACUUGGAGAUGCGACAAUUUAUUGCUACGCACCACCGUUAUCCAAGAAAUUCAUGUUGGUGAGCUAGAUUCCCUUUAUUUUUUAAAAGACCUAAAAUUGGAAGCCAAUUACCAGCUCAGAUACAUCCAACCGGGCGCCUUCCAGAAUCUGACAGAGCUGCAAAAUCUCACCAUCUCCUACCACACACAUUUAGUAACGCUCCAUAAAGAUUUGUUCAGGGGAUUAGUGAAUUUGGAGGAACUGACUCUCAUUAACAAUGGAUUUGCGAAUAUCGUUCAAAUAGUGCCAGCAUUUUUACCUAAUAAUCUUCCUUCUCUCAGAAUGCUGGAUUUGUCAAAGAACCUUUUUGAAGAAAUACCAGAAAACACAUUUAUUCCAAUGGAAGGUACACAGCUCGAAAGACUGCAUCUGAAAUUAUGUAGGAUCGAUUAUAUUCAUCCCAAGACUUUUUUGCCAUUAAAACUACUUACACAUUUAGAUAUCGGUAGCAAUGAGUUAAAUUGCAGCAUAAUAAGCGGAUUUCUUGGGGAAAUGUAUACUCAUGAUGUCAAUUUAACCUACCUAGAUUUGUCAGACAUGGGAUUCAGGAAAAGAAUUCCGAUGAAACUUUUAAACCUAAUCGCUAACACCACUAUAAAUACGCUGAUGUUGGCGUACAAUCAAUUCGAGAUUCUAACAGAUGACGCUUUUCCUGUCAUGAAAAAUAUUCAGACGAUCGACUUGAGAAAGGUGUCGGCGAUAAGCAUAGGAGCCGAGACUUUUGCACCAGAAAAGUUUCCCAAUUUGCGAAUCCUAUUACUGGGAGAGAACAACUUGCCAGGGAUACACAUAAAACAUAUCCCCAAUCAACAGGUGAGAUUCUUAGACUUAUCUGGCAACAAGGGACCGCCGUCCAAUCCUAUGUACUAUGAAAUAGACAGAGACGUAUUUAUCAAAUGUGUGUCGUUGGAGAUUCUUAAUUUGUCUUUCAAUAGAAUCAAAUCGAUUUACGACUACACAUUUAUUGGUCUUAAAAAUUUGAAAAUACUAAACCUAGAGAACGGAACGAUUUAUUUCAUGGGUCCCGGAACUUUUUCGCCGUUGAAGCACUUAGAAAAUCUAAAUUUAGCCAACAAUAAUUAUAUCACUGACCGUCAUAACUUGACCAGUGCAAUUUUCGAAGGUCUGAAUAAGCUAAAGGUUUUAAAUAUGAAGAACUGUGGACUAAAACGUCUUUACGAUGAUGAUAACAUAUUCAAAAUGAUGCCGAACUUAACACAUUUGAUACUUAAGAAUAAUCAAAUUUCUUACAUCACCGAUAAAUUGCUAGAGCCAUUAAAAUUGUUACAAUUUUUGGAUUUGAGUGAGAACUUAAUGGUGUCAUGGUGGAGACCUGUGUUCACUACAUCUGGUGUACGUCUCCAAAGUCUCCUGUUAACGAAUAACAAAAUAUCCGAGCUCACGAAAUUUAUGAUAGAUGAUUUAAUUUAUUUACUUCGCAGCAAUUUCACUGUGGAGAUAGAUUUUUCGGACAACGUUUUUGUGUGUGAUUGUAGCGCCAUGUACAAAACCUAUAUCGCAAUGCAAGGUCUAUACGGAGGUUUACUCGAAAAUUAUAUCGACAAUUCAAAUAUGCUAUGCAGCACUCCCGACGUUUGGGAAAAUCAUAAAGUGUCAGAAUACAUUUCAACGAUUAAAAAUUUACAUUGCAUAAUGUACAAAAAGGUUUCCAAAAUCAUGCUCCUAGUUUGGACUGCACCGUCGCUAUUCACUUUAAUUUUUAUAUCUUCUAUUGUAAUUGUUAUUUUCAAACACAGGUUUUACGUCAAAUAUUGGCUAUUUUUGGCCAAAUUGGCUUUAGGAAGAAGAUUUAUUAAAACGCCAGUGAAUAAUGAAAUAAUGAAAAAAGUGGAAUACAAGUACGAUGCAUUUAUAUCAUACUCCAAUGAAGACAGAGAUUUCGUAUCAGAAAUGGUGUCAAAUUUAGAGGGAACCCCACCGUAUCUUAAACUAUGUGUCUAUGAAAGAGAUUUUGAAAUAGGCUCCUUCAUAUCAGAGUCGAUAUUAUCAAGUAUAAACGAAAGCAGAUAUGUAUUGUUAGUUAUAAGUGAAAACUUUGCUAAAUCUCAAUGGUGUCGUUGGGAGACGCAACUCGCAGAGUAUCAUAGGCUAUUUUUAGAAGAUGGGACAGUUUAUGAUCCAUUGGUGCUGAUUAGGAUAUCGGAUAUUGGUAUUAAGUAUAUGACAACAACGCUGAAGUUUCUUCUGAAGACAAAAGUUUAUUUAACUUGGAAUGAAAAUAAGUCCAAUGAGUUUUGGGAGAAACUAAGAAAAACGUUAACGAAAAACAAACAAUACCCAAGUUGAUUUUUAAUGUAUUACAUUAAGAAAUUGUGCCAAAUAGCUGCUAAUAAACCAGCAACUAUUUUGAACGAUUGUGAUGAGUCAUAUUUGCUAAUUUGCUAAGAAUAUCAUAGAUUUCGAAAUUCAAAAUAAUACG
Molecule: messenger RNA, 2964 nt
Organism: Aricia agestis (brown argus)
Lineage: Eukaryota; Metazoa; Arthropoda; Insecta; Lepidoptera; Lycaenidae
Product: toll-like receptor Tollo
Exons: 3
Coding region: 243-2831 (862 amino acids)
Biological process (GO): toll-like receptor signaling pathway; inflammatory response; immune response
Cellular component (GO): membrane
Molecular function (GO): transmembrane signaling receptor activity; protein binding
Source: RefSeq, a predicted model, not a curated record